GCGUUGUCAAGACCUGCUCUUGGACCCCGUCGAACAUGUCUAACAUCUGCAUCCUCAGCCCCGUUGACCCGUCGUCGCUUCCUGACCACGAGCAGGAGAAAUCAGCGCCAUGGAUUGUUCGCAAACUCGUGGGGUCGAUGACCGGGCGAAUUGUGAUGUCGUCCUAUGAAACUUUACGAGCUGCGGGAACCAAUGUCAUUUGUCUCUCUCCGUGGGGUGACUCCUCUCCCCUGACGCUGCCAUGCAUCCGAUUCCGAGAUCUCGCGGUGCACGGCGUCGUGAUGGCCACGGGCGGUGUCGCAGCAAUCGCCGCGCCAGUGAUGGGCCCCGUGUCCGAGGCCGUCUUCUCAUCUGUCGGUGAUUCCAUCAUUGUCGACGCGGCCGUGCACACAGGGGGUGAGCUUACCGCCAAAGCGGCCGACGACCUCCUGCUCGACGGUGCGAUCAAGAAGGUCGUGCCGCUGCACUCGGCGCGGCUCGAGACGACGGGCGUCAAGACGCUUACCAUCACGCUCAGGUACAAGCACACCAUCACGGACGCGUCACUUGGAUUCUAUCGGAGCAGUCUGCACCAGGACAACUCCUUGUUCACCACGGUGACAGAGUACUUCUCGACCAGCAAGGGCUGGUUCUCUCCUUAUCUCUUCGCGAGCGGACGGAGGCCCGUGAUACCACGCUCUGUGAGGCCUGAUGUUGUCUUUUUCCACGGUCCUUUCUUGUCAGGCGAUUAUAACCUCGGUUCCACGCUUCUCAAGGAAAGUUCCUCCACCAUCACCUUGUGCGAAGAGGUCCCGCAGCCCGAGCCUUCCUCGCCUCCCCCCAGCACGUCUUCGUCGCACUCGCACAAGUUCCUCUCCCUCCACGACCUUCCGAAGCUGAGCCACUUCCCGCGCUCCCGGACGCCGUCGCCUGAGCCGGCCCUGGCCCCGAUCGCCCCGCCACCCGUGCCCCGCCGGCUGGCUAUCUUCGUCCUCGGGCUGAAGCCGCACCGCAAGCUGUGGACGACGAGCGCGCGGCCGAGCGAGAGCGUGAUCCAAUACCAGCUCCUCAACGGCUGUCCCGCGAUCGUCCUGCCCGCGAAGCUGGGGACGCCCCUAAUCGCGUGGAACACGCUCGCGCUCGACGAUCUGUGGAAGAUCGUAUUGCCCGCGGCUGACGAGCUCUCCCGCGACAGCACGGGUAAGAGCACGGCGUUCGAGGGCACGGUCAAUGUGCUGUACGAGUACGUGGACCUGUGCGUCGAGUGGAAGCGCGUCGUUCUGCCCGAGGGCGCUGCAGACAAGUCGGAAGAGGCGAAGAAGAGCGCGGUGCGGGAUGCGCUCGCGCUCGUUGUGGCGGCCGCGAUUCGGACCGGAUCGAGCAAGGAAGUGAAGAAGGAGGUGGACGAGGAGAGGUGCGGAAUUGUGUUUUGGAGGAUACCGUAGAUCUAUGUUGGGUGCGGGCGGAGGCAUUUCAUUCCAUCUGUGAAUUUACCUCCAAUACUAUUGAAGCGGGACCGGUCGGUCCCUUCUGAAUCGAAGCCCGACUGUGGACGUCGCCCGCCCC
This is a messenger RNA of Coniophora puteana RWD-64-598 SS2, 1545 nucleotides long. RefSeq lists its product as uncharacterized. NCBI's taxonomy places the organism in Eukaryota, Fungi, Basidiomycota, Agaricomycetes, Boletales, Coniophoraceae. The transcript has 6 exons. The record is from RefSeq and is a predicted model, not a curated record. Bases 36 to 1424 code for a protein of 462 amino acids.